GUGUCCCCAUAGGUGGACAGAGGAGGAGGGGGAGAGGAUUCAGGCUCCGCGGCGCAUGCGUUGGAGUGGGUCCCGGCUCCUGGAAUCGCGUGAUGUAGCGCUCUCCCCAAGAGCGGUUGGGGGGUGACCUGUGCGCGGCACUCGGGCUCGGACCCUCCGCAAUGGGAGGGAGCUUCCUGGCAGCUUUGGAGGUCACGUGAUCAUAAAACUAGGGGGAGUCUCUCACUUAUGUGUGUUCCACACAUUCCUCACAGCCAUUCUGUAUAUGCGUUCCCUGCGCCCCUUCCACGCCCAUGUGCAAGGGCACCCCCCCCAUUUCACACACAUUCCCUACACCCAUUUUACACACACUCACUCCCCUACACAUGUACAUCCAUUCCCCAAACAUGCAUGAUUGCACACACGUAUGCAUACACAUUCCACACUCACGUUCCAUACAUACACUCUCACCCGUUUCUGGAACCCAUUCCAUGUAUUUUUGCCAUAUAACUUAACCAGAUUGGGCAAAAGCUAAUAAGCAGAGGUGGACACAAAUCUGUGAUUUAUGCCAUGAGUAAGUCAUGUUGGGAGGUAGUGUCUGAAAAAUAAGUCUUGUCCUGUAUUUUUUGUGCAGCUGUGCUGUAUUUCCUGUGAAUACUGUGAACUACUUUCAUUCCAGACAAACUGCUGCUUCCACCUCUGCAGAAAGACCAGUUUGAGGAGUCCCCCAAGAGGUUAUCUUCACCCCUCAGGACAGUACUCACCGACAGAACAGUCUCCUCUGUGUCUUUGUUGGCUCUCACCAGGCUUGUGUGUGUCUAGACAACCUUCUUAACAGAAUUAAAUCAGCGUACACUGCUGGACUUCUUCAGUCUCAGACAACAAUGAAUGUGGAACAUGAAAUAAACCUCUUAAUUGAGGAGAUUCGGCGACUGGGGACCAAAAAUGCUGAUGGAAAAAUGAGUGUGAAGUUUGGCGUGCUCUUUGCUGAUGAAAAAUGUGCCAACCUCUUUGAAGCCCUAGUGGGAACUCUUAAGGCUGCAAAACGAAGAAAGAUUGUUACUUACCCAGGAGAGCUGCUUUUACAAGGUGUUCAUGACAAUGUUGACAUUUUAUUAUUGCAGGACUAAUGCAAAUUGCACUUAUUCUAUGCAUUAGUUAAUAUGUUUCAGGUAAAAUGAUUUGCAGAAUUUUCAGAUCAAUGGAAAUCAUGCUAAUGUGUUUGAAUGCAAUUUUCUAUAUCUUUAUAGUCACAAGGAAACUGUGCUAUUUUGGAAAUCUAUUUCUUUUUGUGUUCUUUCUGUGAACAGUACUGUACUGCAAGGUAAAAGAUCCAACAACUAAAAUCUCAGGUAAUACAUUUUUUAAAAUGUAUCCAAUGGUUUUUGUCACAAUAUAAAAUGGAGACGAAACUGGAAAUAUAAGCGUUUACAAUUCAAAAUCUGCCACAAAAUAUAAAAUAAAAUCAUUUGCUUAAAUUCAUAUAA
This is a messenger RNA of Alligator mississippiensis (American alligator), 1466 nucleotides long. It is a transcript of the gene ABRACL, whose product is annotated as ABRA C-terminal like. Bases 864 to 1109 code for a protein of 81 amino acids. The transcript has 5 exons. Lineage: Eukaryota; Metazoa; Chordata; Crocodylia; Alligatoridae. The record is from RefSeq and is a predicted model, not a curated record. Gene Ontology annotation, biological process: regulation of actin filament-based process.